AUGUCUGGCGAAGCAGUCGAUGAUGCGCGUACGGACCCACCGGUAGCGACGUGGUUCCAAGAAUCUCGUCAUAUCGAAAAAAUAAUCGGUGUGAAGGAAGAAAUCGAGGAACGAGAUACUUGGCGGCGAUAUUCAAAAGAGCGAAUGAAGACGGUUUCAGUGGCAUUGGUGUUGUGCUUGAACAUUGGUGUAGAUCCGCCGGAUGUGCUAAAGCCGAAUCCGUGUGCGAGACAAGAAUGUUGGAUUGAUCCACAAGGAAUGAACCCUCAGAAGGCAAUCGCUAAAAUUGCAUCUGCAUUGCAAAAGAAUUACGAACGAUGGCAACCGCGAGCCAGCUCAUAUUGCAGAUACAAGAACGCAAAUGACCCAACAGUUGAGGAUGUACGUCGCUUGUGUCAGAGUAUGCGUCGUAAUGCAAAAGAUGAGCGUGUUCUCUUCCAUUACAAUGGUCAUGGGGUACCAAAACCCACCGAAAAUGGUGAAAUUUGGGUAUUCAACAAAAAUUUCACUCAGGUAUGA
Messenger RNA from Anisakis simplex (herring worm), 519 nucleotides. NCBI's taxonomy places the organism in Eukaryota, Metazoa, Nematoda, Chromadorea, Rhabditida, Anisakidae. The record is from the annotation of a GenBank genome assembly.